This is a messenger RNA of Hypoxylon fragiforme, 873 nucleotides long. RefSeq lists its product as uncharacterized. The transcript is spliced from 2 exons. Bases 557 to 844 code for a protein of 95 amino acids. Lineage: Eukaryota; Fungi; Ascomycota; Sordariomycetes; Xylariales; Hypoxylaceae. The record is from RefSeq and is a predicted model, not a curated record.
CAUACCCAGCAUCAUACCCAGCAUACGCCCAGCAUACACCUGGUUUGAUAGACAGUCGAGAUCUGUGGAACUAGAGUUAAGGCUUAGCCUUGCGAUGAGUAGAUGAUAUGAUAUCUGACAGUACGCCGUACGCCGUUGACACUUACAUAGUACACAUUUUAAACCCAGUCGCAAAUCUAUUUUGACCACCUCCUUACUUAACCUGGAAAUAUCCAAUGCUAAGAAUGAAAUUAUGAUUGCUAAUGUAGUUAUCUGACCUAGCCUCUCUCCUUACAGUACUUUUACUAGUACUGAGUACCUACACCACCUAGGGUAGGUACAUAGUCUUGAACUUCGUUUCCAGAUCGCUAGCAAGUUUGGAAUCUCCAGAAAUCUAUUGUCAAAAGGACCAAACAGGUACAUACAUGCCUUAUUACCCAGUCAUACACAUAGGUGGUCCAUCGUCCAACAAACUCACAAUUAUCGUGCAAUUAUGGCGCAAUAUGCGUAAUUAAGACAAGAAAAAUACAGCAUGAUUACAUCCAGAUAAUUUGACCACUCAAUACGGCACAUACAUAUGUACUGGCUCCUCCUUUUUGUCUUGGCGAUGCACAACGACGUAGGUCGAUGCUCAUGUGACCAGAGUCUCCUGCCGGUAAGCGACAUGAAUCACACUUCACUUCUGGGGGACAGCAGUUCACGCCCACGGAGGGUCUCGUCUGAGGUGAUACUACAUACCAGCUUUAGCCUCUUCUUCCUCUUCUUCUGCUGCUUCCCCUGCAAGGAGGCCUGCAAGGCACCAAUAUUAGGCCCCAGAGCACUGGUAUCAUCAUCAUGGGAUGGGUGGUGGGCUACACGUAGAUAGUUAGGCAAGGUACCUUAAUAAUGGCCAAC